This is a messenger RNA of Megalobrama amblycephala (Wuchang bream), 1596 nucleotides long. RefSeq names its product C-type mannose receptor 2-like. Lineage: Eukaryota; Metazoa; Chordata; Actinopteri; Cypriniformes; Xenocyprididae. The transcript has 5 exons. The record is from RefSeq and is a predicted model, not a curated record. The coding region runs from base 50 to 1159 and encodes 369 amino acids.
GACGGACAGAAACAUCAGACUCAGGACAGAAACACACGACCUCUAAAAAAUGGAGCAAACUCUAUAUUUGAUUCUUCUUCUCAUUGCUCUCUGCUCCGUAUCUGAAUGUGUUCAGCGUCAGUAUCACUUUAUAAACGUGAUGAAGAACUGGACUGAAGCUCAGAGAUACUGCAGAGAGAAUUACACAGAUCUGGCCACCGUUGACAACAUGAACGACAUGAACGAGCUGAAGAUGACUGUGAAUGAUGGAGGUGUUCAGUAUGUCUGGAUUGGGCUGCAGAAGACGGGUGUUGAUAAAUGGCAGUGGUCUUCAGGUGAUCCUGUGCUCUAUCUGAACUGGGCUCCUGGACAACCUGAAGGCACAGAGGAGUGUGUUGUGAUGACAAAUGGAAAAUGGCAUGAUUAUCCAUGCAGUAAUACCUGGUAUUUUAUCUGCAACAACACGAACACAGGACUCGUCUUUGUCAAUCAGACGAAGAACUGGACAGACGCUCAGAGUUACUGCAGACAGAAUCACAUUGAUCUGGUCAGUGUGAGGAACCAGAAUGAGAAUCAACAGGUGGCAAACAUCAUUAGUUCUAAUUAUUUAUCUGGAUCAAAUGUCUGGAUCGGUCUGUCCAGAGUCAUAGACUUAUGGCGGUGGUCAGAUCAGAGUAACUCCUCAUUCAGAUACUGGAAGACUGGCGAACCCGAUUUUAAUAAAGCUGGUGAAAACUGUACAGUGGCUGAACCAAACGCUCAGGGACAAUGGUCAGACUUCUCCUGCAACCAAAAAUAUCCAUUUGUGUGUCAUGAAGAUAAAUUGAUCCUGAUCAAAGAGAAUCUGACGUGGCCUGAAGCUCUGAGAUACUGCAGACAGAAUCAUGUGGAUCUGGUCUCGGUUCAUUCAGAAGAGAUUCAGCGUCAUGUGAUGAAUGUGGUUAAACAGGCGUCUACUGAGGCGGUGUGGUUGGGUUUACACAAUUACUGCCUUAUGAACAUGUGGCUCUGGUUGAGCGGAGAGAUCGUGUGCUAUCAGAACUGGGCUCCAGGGAACGGAGUAGAACCGGAAGACUGUCGCCUCGAGAAGAGAAAAGGAGCAGUUCAGUCUGGAGGAGAUCAGCGCUGGAUCAGCCUUCCUGAAUCUCGCAAACUCAACUUCAUCUGCAGCAGAUAUUAAGAGUGAAUGUUUGUGUGUUUACUUACAUUCACUGUUUUCAUUCUUCAUUAUUUCUCUUAUUUACUUGUAUUUGUUUUAGUAAGUUCUGAGUGAAUCUGCUAACUGCUAAAUUUGAAUCAUCAUGGCAUAAUGUGAUUUUUAAAAUGUUUUAACAUUAAUGUUUAAUAUCCUUUAGAUGUUAAGUGUGUUUUUUUAAAUCUCUCUGUUUAUCUGGUGUGGUUACGUCUCUUUAUGGUUUCACUAAUCUUAUCUUGAAUGUGAAUCUGUGAGCAGCAGCUCUUCAGAAUAAUAUUGUUUGUGUCUCAGAAUGAAAUCUGGUUUAUUCUUAGAAAAGCUGAAGUGAAGUUUGGGUAUAAAAUAUCUUGUGUUUGAUCAAAACCAUCAGAUAAACAUGUGAAACAGAACAUGAGCUCAAAUAAACUCAUCUACAGUCAGUA